AUGCGAGAAUUUUUCGCUUAUAGAAUUCAGGAAAGAAAAGAUGAAGUUCCCACCAUUUUGUCUUCAGGAAGAUUAUUUCAGCAAUUUUUAGUUGAUGGUUAUGCAAUGUUAGAAUCUUCUCGGUUAAAGUUUAUAAGGACUUAUCAAAAGCAAUUAAGAGUUGAUUCUUAUAAAGUCCUAGCAGAUGCUAUAUUGCAUGGUGACAUCGAUCCUUCAUCCCAAGGUAAAAGGAUAAUUCUACCUUCAAGCUUUACAGGGGGUGCACGAUAUAUGGUUCAGAAUUAUCAAGAUGCUAUGACAAUAUGCAAAUGGGCUGGGUACCCUGAUCUUUUUAUCACAUUUACUUGCAAUCCUAAGUGGCCAGAGAUUACUAGAUUUGUGGAGAGCAGAGACUUGAAUUAUGAAGAUCGUCCAGACAUUUUAAAGACAGAGCUAACCGAUGAUGAAUUGAAAAAUCGUUGCUUGAAAAAGCUGGACAUAAUUUUUAAAGGUUGUGGAAAAAGCUUUAACGAUUUUCCGACAAUGCCAAGAUCCUAUUACAAUGAGGAAGAAUUUUAUGGUGCCAACAGACUAAUUAAUGAGGAAUUGAGGCCGAGAUUUGCGAUCCCUCUAAAUCCAACUGAAGAUUCAACAUGCAAUAUAAAAAAAGGCAGUCCUUUGACAAAGUUGAUUGUGAAGGCAAAAUUGAUCAUUUGGGAUGAGGCACCAAUGAUGCAUAAAUACUAUUUUGAAGCUCUUGAUAAAACGCUUAGAGAUAUUCUAAGAUUUAAGGAUCCAUCAAAUUUAGAUCACUCAUUUGGAGGUAAAACAAUUAUUCUUGGAAGUGACUUCAGACAAAUCUUGUUUGUAAUUACAAAAGGUACUAGGCAAGAUGUCAUGCCCCCAAACUGGGAUGGGACAUGA
Messenger RNA from Nicotiana tabacum (common tobacco), 903 nucleotides. NCBI's taxonomy places the organism in Eukaryota, Viridiplantae, Streptophyta, Magnoliopsida, Solanales, Solanaceae. The record is from RefSeq and is a predicted model, not a curated record.